Messenger RNA from Heterobasidion irregulare TC 32-1, 327 nucleotides. RefSeq lists its product as uncharacterized. The record is from RefSeq and is a predicted model, not a curated record. The annotation marks the transcript as partial. NCBI's taxonomy places the organism in Eukaryota, Fungi, Basidiomycota, Agaricomycetes, Russulales, Bondarzewiaceae. The transcript has a single exon.
CCCAUUGCUAUUCAGACCACAUCGGAAGAGCAGUUCAACAAAAAGUCUGCUAGGUCGCAUUUCAACAUAAUGGAGGACCUCUUUUCAAUUAAGAAGCACUACAAUGAGUCCCUUCAGUCUCUUAUCCAUUGUGUUGAUGAGUUUAUGCACAUUCUGAAGAACCUCUGGGACGCUGGCUCCAAUCUCAAGAAGCAGGAGAAGGAGCUGACCUGUAUGAUGCUCUUGUGGUCUCUCCCAUCUGAAUUUGACUCUUUCCACUCUUUCCUCAGUCUCAUGGAUGUCCUGUCUCACUCCAAGCUUGAGGACACGUUCAGGCAUGAGGAUUUG